Molecule: messenger RNA, 735 nt
Organism: Acanthosepion pharaonis
Lineage: Eukaryota; Metazoa; Mollusca; Cephalopoda; Sepiida; Sepiidae
Source: the annotation of a GenBank genome assembly
AUGUCUUCUGAAAUGUUUUCAUUCUCUUUAUCACCACUAGACAAUGCUGCUUUCUCUUAUCUCUUUUGCCAAUUUCUCUUUUGUUUUUCUUUCCCAAUUUGUUCGCAAAGCUUUUCACCUUUUGUUAACAAUAAUUUCUUUUUCCCUCAGCCUACUCCUCCUACGUCUUCUUCCCUACAACAUUUUUCUCAUAUUUCUUUUCUUAAAUCUCUUCCUCAGGUCCCAUCUUCCUUAUUUUUCUACCUACUCUUUCUCUUCCGAGUUAAUCUUAUUCCUUUUUUUCUAUUUUCUCCUUCUUUCUUUUCCCUACUUAUUUACUUUUUAUUCUUUUCCAACUUUUUCUGUUUCACAUCUACUAGAUUAUUUAUUACCUUCAUAACCUUUUUUUUAUAUUACUUCCUUUUCUUUUUUCUUUCCUUUUUCUUUUUUUUCUUUCGUAUUUCUUGGUUUUUAUCUUUCUUUCUUUUCCUCCCAGAUUUUAUAACUUUUACCAAUUUUAAUAACUUGGACUUUUUGUCUUCUCUUUAUUUUUUAUCAACCAUCUUUUGUUUAUUUUUUUCAUAUAUUCUCUACUUUUUUUUAAACUUCUACCUUCUUCCUUUCUUUCUCUAUUUUCUUUUUUUUUUUCAUUUCUCACAACAUUCUUGUUUUUUCCUUCCCUGUCAUGGCACUUGUUUUCCUUUUGCACCUGGUUAUUUCAUCCCAAAUCCCCACAGAAUGACACCUAGUCAGUAA